Messenger RNA from Trichomonas vaginalis G3, 1608 nucleotides. Its product is annotated as spectrin binding. Gene Ontology annotation, molecular function: protein binding. The coding region runs from base 1 to 1608 and encodes 535 amino acids. The record is from RefSeq and is a predicted model, not a curated record. The transcript has a single exon. Lineage: Eukaryota; Parabasalia; Trichomonadida; Trichomonadidae.
AUGAUUAAUGAAGAAGAGUUUAGUGACUAUAUUACAACAAUGAAUGAAAUAUUUCAGAUGAAUGGACCUGGCAUUGAUAUCGUGGCAGAUAAAAUUGAAGAAAUCUUGAUUAGAAAAUACAAGUUACAUUUUCAAUCAAUUCUUUGUUGCAUUGAUAAAGCAUCCCAAUACAAUAAAUCUCAUAUUAAAGAUUACUGGAAAUUAUUCACAUUGCUAUUUGAAAAACACCAAAUUCAUCUUAAAAAAGAAAGAUUUAGCGAAAUGUUUCAGAAUCUGAUAAUAAAAACGCAUCAAACAAAUUGGGAAUGCAAAGAAGAUAUCUCUUGUAAAUCAAUUGAUGAUAUUUUGAACAUUUAUCCUGAUGAUUCUUUAUUAAAAAUCAUUUUAUUUGAUGAUGUCGAAAAACUUAAAUCCAAAAUUGAUGAAAUUGAUAUUAACAAACGAAUAAAAGACCAGAACAUCAAAUACAAGCCAAUAGAAUGGUGCUGUUAUUAUGGUUCUCAUGAUUGCUUCUUUUAUUUGCUAAGUUUGAACGCAGAAAUUACAGAAAAAUGUUUGGAAUUUAGUAUCAUUGGUAAAAACAAAGAAAUCAUUGAAGAAUGCCUUAAAACACAGCAAAUGAAUAAUGAAGGCUUCAAAAACACUAUAAUUUCGCAUAACUAUGAGAUGACAAUAUACAUGAUCGAUAAUUUUAAAUUUAAAAUAGAAGAUAUUGUUGAAUUUUAUAAUUUGAAGAUCUUCAUUCAUGUUUUGAACGAAAGAGAUUUAUUUGACGAAUGCUUACUAGCUUGUCCUGUAUUUGGACUACCACAAAUCGCAGAAUUCUGUAUAAUGAAUGGAGCAGAUGUUAAUUGCCAUGGGAAAAAUAAAAAUACUCCUCUUCAUUUUGCAGCAAUGUAUAAUUCAACUGAAAUUGCUAAGAUUCUGAUUGAUAAUGGAGCAGAUAUAAAUGCAUUAAAUAAAAAUAAGAAAUCUCCUUUGGUUUCGGUUGUAGAAUAUUCUUGCUUAGAAAUGGUAAGUUUUUUACUUGAAAAUGGCUGCGAAAAAAUCAUGAAAAAUGGAUUAUCUCCCAUGCAUUUUGCCUCUGAUAUAAAUGUACUGAUUAUACUGAAAGAAAACGGUUUUGAUCUAAAUGCAAAGGAUCAUCAAGGAAGAACUCCACUUCAUUACGCUGUGAUAGAUAAUAAUUUAGAAAUCUUAACUUUUCUUAUUGACAAUAAAAUUAAUGUAAAUGAAAAAGAUAAUCAGCAUGAAACAGCUUUGCAUUUUGCUGCAAUUUAUAAACGUUAUGAUAUAGCAAAACUUCUAAUUGCAAAUAAAGCAAAUGUCAACAUGAAAGAUAAACAGGGAAGGUCACCUCUGCAUUAUGCAGCCGAAAAUGACUCCCUUGAUUUUGUAAAUUUACUUAUUGAGAAAAAAUGCGAAAUAAAUGCACAGGAUAAAAAUGGAUGUACACCAUUGCAUUGCGCUUCAUUCAAUUCAAGAGUUGAAAUUGCACAGCUAUUACUUGCUAACAAAGCAAAUCGAAAUGCAAAAGAUAAAAGCGGAAAAACUCCUUUUAAAGUUGCUAAAACAAAAGAAAUGAAAGGUAUUUUAAAGGUGAAAUAA